This is a messenger RNA of Suillus bovinus, 789 nucleotides long. RefSeq lists its product as uncharacterized. The transcript has 9 exons. NCBI's taxonomy places the organism in Eukaryota, Fungi, Basidiomycota, Agaricomycetes, Boletales, Suillaceae. Bases 1 to 789 code for a protein of 262 amino acids. The record is from RefSeq and is a predicted model, not a curated record.
AUGAUUCAGACGGCUUUGAUAGGCUUGCUAAACACUCAUGCGAGUCUCAAGCCUGCUCAAGUCACGGUCUGCGGCGGCCGCACAAGGCUUGCCAGUGGGCCUGCCAGUAGUAGGUCAAUUUUGGACACUGGCUACUGCCAUACUGCAGCUGAACAUGUCACUACUUGGUUUAUAAUUCUCUCAUUCUCAUUCUCACUUGUCCUCAUUUCCAUGCUUGUCUCGUCCAUCUUCUCAUCUUCUUCCCUUCUCCUGCGCUCAUCCAUCAUCCGUAUUCCUCUGAGCCAUGACUAUUGGGAGCUGGAGGGCAAUUUUUCAGCAAAGAAGGUUCACCCUGGUGAUCUCAAGACAGCCGCUGCAAACGAGGCAAUGGGUGGUUUGUUCGUCCAUCAUCUACUAUGUUUGCCUGAACCAUGCCAGCAGUUGCUGACGUGUGCUGGGUGUUUGCGCAUGAUAUUUGUGGUGUUGGGAAUGGCCGCUGCAGCAGCAUGGUGGGGCGAAUUUGGUGGUCCUCCAAGUCAUUACAACUUGAAGGACUAUCAGGAGCUGGAGGACAAUUUUUCAGCGAAGAAGGCUCACCCUGACUUUGUGGUUCUGGACAAUUACUACUACAUUGUUAAUCAUCUCCAUCACCAUGACCAAAUGAUAGACCUUAUAUGGCACAAACUCUUUUCUCAUCAAGUAUCGGCACUCGCAGACGAGCAGAAGAUCGCAUUGCGGGUAGUUGUGUGCGUUUCGCCAACCGUAUUACCUCGGUCGGAAGCAGGAUACUAUGAGAGAACAAAUCACUGA